Molecule: messenger RNA, 1451 nt
Organism: Contarinia nasturtii (swede midge)
Lineage: Eukaryota; Metazoa; Arthropoda; Insecta; Diptera; Cecidomyiidae
Product: carboxypeptidase B-like
Exons: 6
Coding region: 48-1322 (424 amino acids)
Biological process (GO): proteolysis
Molecular function (GO): zinc ion binding; metallocarboxypeptidase activity
Source: RefSeq, a predicted model, not a curated record
UUGAUAUCAGUUAACAUUGUGCUUUUGGGUAGACAGUGGUUAGAAAAAUGGCGCAAAGUACGCUAAGUGUAAUACUCUUAAUUUUCAAUUGUUUCCUUUUCAUUGAGAGUGUUCCAACACCUCUUGAAACUCCUGUUCGCUACGAUGGUGCUCAGUUGUGGAAUGUCGACCUAUCUGAUGAACAAACGAGACAAAUGGUUUUUGAUUUAGAAAAUGAAUUUGAUGUAUCAUUUUGGAGCACCAGCCAUGCCGAAGCCGAUAUGUUUUUGAAGAAAUCGGCAAUCGAAAGUGUUCGUCAAAUUCUUAAUAAAAAUAAUAUUGAAUAUUCGGUACGCGUUGAUGAUAUGCAAAAACGAAUUGAAGAAGAGAGUUCACAAUUGUAUGGAGAAGAAUCACUUUAUGGAAACAAUAAUAAAAGUUUAACAUGGGAUGCGUACUAUUCGUUUGACGAUAUCUUAUUGUUUUUGGACAAAUUAGUUGAAAAAUACCCGAAUUUGUGCUCUCUCGAAACGAUCGGAUACUCACACGAAAAUCGACCAUUGAAAGUUUUAAAAAUAUCGAACGGAAAUUCAGGAAAUAAGGCCAUUUGGAUUGAUGGUGGAAUUCAUGCACGUGAAUGGAUUAGCCCGGCAUCGGUAACAUACAUUGUGAAUGAUUUGGUUGAAAAUUGGAACAAUCAACCUGCAUAUAUUCAAAAUGUGAAUUGGUAUGUGUUGCCAGUUCAUAACCCAGAUGGAUACGAAUACACCCGCAAAUCCGAUCGUAUGUGGCGUAAGAAUCGCUCAAAGAAUAACAAUAAUCACUGCUUGGGUGUUGAUUUAAAUCGCAAUUACGGUUACAAAUGGGGUGGAAAAGGAACAUCAUCAAACCCAUGUUCGGAGAUAUACGCUGGAAGUGGUCCCUUCUCAGAACCUGAAUCAACUGCCGUCAAAAAUUUCGUAGAAACUUCCGAAGAAAAUUUUGAUGCAUUCCUUACCUUCCACAGUUAUGGUCAAUGGAUUUUAUAUCCAUGGGGUUAUGAAAACCACAUUCCAACUGAAGACCGAGAUGAUUUGGAUUCAGCUGGCCGACAAGCCGCAAAGAGUAUGAAAGCUGUUGACAAGCAAGUUUAUACCGUCGGCAACUCAGCAGAUUUGUUGUAUGCAGCUGCUGGUGGAUCAGAUGAUUGGGGAAAAAGCGUUGGAAUUAAAUACAGUUAUACAAUUGAAUUGCGCGACAAAGGACGUUACGGAUUUGUUUUACCGCCCAAAUAUAUAUUGGCCACUGCCAAAGAGGCCCAUGCAUUUGUUUUUACUUUUGCACAAAUUAUUGCCGCCAACUAAAUGCAAAAUUACUCAUUUAAUUCGGUCGUUAUUAGAUACAUUUUGCCUGCAAAUCGAAACAAUACCGAAAUGAAAUGUUUUUUUCUUUCUUUGUAGUUUUAAAGCAUUUAUUUUUAUUCGAUGCUUCUA